Messenger RNA from Striga hermonthica, 1086 nucleotides. NCBI's taxonomy places the organism in Eukaryota, Viridiplantae, Streptophyta, Magnoliopsida, Lamiales, Orobanchaceae. The record is from the annotation of a GenBank genome assembly.
AUGACCGGAAAUCAAAAGCCCACAUCGUGCCUAGUCGUCGGCAACUACUGCCACGACGUCCUGAUGAAGGACGAUGCCAUUCUAGGCGAAUCCCUCGGCGGAGCCGCCGCCUUCAUCUCCGCCGUGAUGGACGGCGUCGCCAUCCCCUCCACCUUCGUGUCCAAGGUGGGUCCGGAUUUCGCCUACUCCGUCGCCCACCCACCCCUCGUCUCCCCCUCCUCCAAGACAACUCUCUUCCACGCCCAUUUCUCGUCGCAAGUCCAGCGCGAGGACCGCGUCCUCAAGCGCGUCCGCGCGUGCGAGCCCAUCGCCCCCUCCGAUCUCCCCACCUCGCGGCGGUUCGAGUUCGGCCUUGCCGUCGGCGUGGGCGGGGAGAUACUCCCGGAGACGCUGGAGAAAAUGCUCGACAUUUGCGAGACGGUGCUAGUCGAUGUCCAGGCGUUGAUUAGGGUUUUUGAUGCCGGCGAUGGAACAGUGAGGCUCGUGAACCUGAGGGAUUCAGGGUUUUAUCACCUCAUUCCUAAAAUCGGGUUUCUGAAAGCCUCAUCGGAUGAGGCGCCAUAUAUUGAUUUGGCUGAGGCGAAGAAUGCAUGCUGUGUGGUGGUGACGAAUGGGGAAGACGGGUGCAGGGUUUAUUAUAGGGAUGCGGAGCAGCACAUAGCUCCCUUUCCGACUGUACAGGUCGAUCCUACAGGAGCAGGGGAUAGCUUUCUUGGCGGGCUUGUUUUCGGGCUGGCACAGGGCCUGACCGUCCCGGAUGCAGCCUUGUUAGGGAACUUUUUUGGUUCGCUUACUGUUUCGCAGCUUGGCCUUCCCAAGUUCGAUUUGAGUUUAUUGCAGGCAGUUAAGAAUGAGGUGCAGAGAAAGAGAUUGCAGUUAUUUGAGUGCCGUCAAGGGCUAAAUGACGAGUUGGUUUUCUCGAAGCCUUUAGAUCACGACGAAUUUCAUACGGUACUCGUCAGAGCCAAAACAUUGCCCACAUCUCAGCAAGAAUGCCAACUCGAGUUGCCUCCCGGCUCACCUCGAGUGGUGGAAAAUCACAACAACCUUCCUUGCAGUGGUCAACCAACAUUAUUUUCCGGAUAG